CUCCGUUCGUUGUCCGUCCGUACCGUAGGUACCGACCGUCGAGGCGGCUUAGUUUGCGGAGAGCCGCCACGGAGGCUCCUCGAAGAAACUGCUCGGAGAGCCCCUCAGAGGCGGCGGCGGCGGCGAGAUGAUUCGUGAUCACGAGUGAAAAUAAUACAAGAAAACAAAUUGGCACUGGCGGUGCGUGUAAAAAAAAUGACACAAGGUUUGAAAGUAUUAUCCCUCGUCUCCUUUCGAUUUGAUCGAGGAGUCGCGUGAAUUGAAAUUUUAAUCCCCCCGCAUCCCGAGCAGGCAGCAAGGAAGAGGAAUAAAGAGAAAUAAAAAAUUGAUGCGAGUCGCGUUUGAUAACGAGGAGGAAUAGUCGCACAGAUCCGCUCGCAGACAGCCGGUGCUCCGUGGCUCUUCGCGCAGCUCGAAUCUCGAAUUUUUUAUUAUGUGAAACACACUUGGUAAGCCGCGUGCCGCGCGUCGCGUUUACCCUCGAAUAGAAGAGUUCUCUCACCGCGAUAUUGAAACUCACCAAUGGUAACUGAACGACAGAUCGAAUAAACGAGAGGAGGAGGAGGAGGAGGAGGAGGAGGAGGGAGGAGGUUUGAUACGCGGCGGGAUUAAAGGGAAGAGAUAUACGAGUGAUAGGAGAAUGAACGAGCGGCUGGAAUACGAUCGUUGGAAUUUGGAUGAAAAGAGAAAGAGGAGCGGGAGAAGGAGGAGAAGAAGGAAAACGAUGGUCGAUCUCGCGUUGACGUGGGUCUGGUGGUGCGGCGGGGUGAUAACGCUAUCGUCGAAAAUCGGGGGUGUCGAAGCGGGUGGGGGCGUCGCGGGGCCGAAUUUGGGAAGCAACGGGGAUUCGUACGGAAAGAUGUUCGGCUCCGGGCAAUUGAACGCGAACGAUCCGUGUUACGACGAGGAUCGUCCGCGACGAUGCAUACCGGAUUUCGUGAACGCGGCUUUCGGUGCGGCGGUCGAAGCUUCGUCGACGUGCGGCAACGGCGGGCCUACCCGUUAUUGCGACGUAACCGAGCUGUCCGGUGGUAACACUGGAAUUGGUCAGUGUCACGCCUGUGACGACAGCACGCCCAAGCGACGUUUUCCUCCCUCGUACUUGACCGAUCUCAAUAAUCCGAACAACGUAACGUGUUGGCGGAGCGAACCUCUACCUAGUUCCCAAAGUUUUUCGGCACCGCCGGACAACGUAACCCUUACCCUCUCCCUCGGUAAAAAGUACGAGCUGACUUACGUUUCGUUGCAAUUUUGUCCCCGUGCCGCGAAACCCGACUCGAUCGCCAUUUACAAAUCGAUGGAUUACGGAAAAACGUGGCAACCGUUUCAAUUUUAUUCGUCGCAGUGUCGUCGCGUAUACGGCCGGGCUAACCGGGCGACGAUAACAAGAGCGAACGAGCAGGAAGCGAGAUGCACCGAUAGUCACCGUUAUACAGGAGGCGACGGCCUCGGACCGGUAGGCCGAAUCGCCUUUAGCACCCUCGAGGGUCGACCCUCCGCCGCUGAUUUCGAUAAUUCUCCGGUUCUCCAGGAUUGGGUCACCGCGACCGACAUCAGGGUAGUUUUCAAUCGGCUUCACAUGCCUCACCAGUCGCACCAUCAGCACCAACAACAGCCGGAAUCAGCGAACGUUGGGGGGGGGGCUGGCGGUAGCGGGCCCGGUGAAGGAUCACCAAAAUCCGCCAAUAACAACGGUGCAAAAGCUGAAAUCCGAGAACACGGGAUAUCCAGAGACGCGGCAGGGAUAUCUAGGGAACGACAGGUCGUUGCUCACAAGACUAAUUUCCUCGAUCCGGUUGUUCGUACUUUGACCUCCGAAGUCGCAACCGUCCCACCGCUCGCUCCUCAUCCCUCGGUCCAUCGAGUUCUCCUUCCCGAAGAGAUGCAAUCGAACGAUGCCCUUGAUAUCGUACGAGAGAGCAAUUUUCAUUCGGAUAUCGUGCCGACGAGCGCCUUCGUUACCGCUACCGGUGGUACUAUUAUUACCGGUACCGGAGCUGCUUCUGGUAGUGCUGGUGCUGGUGCUGGUGCUGGUGAUAGUGGUGGUGCUGGUGCUGGUGCUGGUGCUGGUGCUGGUGCUGGUGCUGGUGCUGGUGCUGGUGGCGGCACCGUCAACACCUUUGCCCAUCAUUACGCUGUUUCCGAUUUCGCGGUCGGCGGUCGAUGCAAAUGCAACGGACACGCGGCCCGAUGCAUGCCCGGUAAGGAUGGCGAGGUUGCUUGCGAGUGCAGACACAAUACCGCUGGACGAGAUUGCGAAAGAUGCCGACCCUUUCAUUUUGAUAGACCAUGGGCGAGAGCAACCGCGAGGGAUGCCAACGAGUGCAAAGUGUGCAAUUGUAAUCUUCACGCGCGCAAAUGUCGUUUCAACGUAGAACUGUACAAGCUCUCGGGACGAGUGAGCGGCGGGGUUUGUCUUCAAUGUAAACAUUUCACCGCUGGCAGACAUUGCAACUAUUGUCGCGAGGGUUACUACAGAGAUCCGGCGAGACAGAUCACCCAUCGGAAGGCCUGCAAACCUUGCGACUGUCACCUGAUCGGAGCGUCAGGAAAAACUUGCAACCAAAGUACAGGCCAAUGUCCCUGCAAGGAUGGUGUGACCGGAACUACUUGCAACAGAUGCGCUCGUGGAUACCAACAGAGCAGAUCUCAUAUCGCCCCGUGCGUCAAAAUUCCACAAGUCGUGCAGACCCAGGGAACUGCCGGCGAAGACAGCGGCGAACGCGAGGACGACGAAGAGCGCGGCUAUGCCGGACGAACCGAUCAGUGCGGCAAGUGCAGAGCCAGCACGAGAAAGCUCAAUCUCAACAAGUAUUGCCAGCGAGAUUACGCAAUUCUGGCUAGAGUGACCGACAGGCACAAGAAGGGGGACGCAUCGACCGGAAAUGGUGGUGCUCCGGGUACCGCAUGGACCAGAUUCACGCUCAACGUCAAUCUCAUAUACAAGAGGUCCCCGGAUUCGAGGGUCAGACGAGGGCCCAUCUCCCUUUUCGUCCAUACGGGGGAUCUUGCCUGCAAAUGCCCAAAGAUCAAACCGAACAAAUCCUACUUGAUUUUGGGUCACGAGAACGACGGUGGAAACCAGGGUGGUCUAACGGUAACGCAACGAUCAAUCGUGAUUGAGUGGCGGGACGAGUGGCAUCGUAGAAUGCGACGAUUUCAACGACGCGCAAGAUCGUGCCACUGAAGAAGAAACAAGAUUGGAGCGAAAAAUCGGCGCAAUCGCGACUAUCGGCGUCGAAGUAAUCGAUAAUCAUCUUUUUUAUUUCGCCCGCUUCGAUUCGGGGCGGGUGCGUCUUCGCCCCGAAUCUCCGAGAAAAUUUCCUUCGCGAAAGGCCAGAUUCGCCACAUUUAAAUAGCCGAGAUUAAACAAUCGAUAAUAUCCAGCAUAGAGGAUACAUAGACGACGAACCCACGAUACGCGACCGCAGAUACGUAUGUAGUACGCAUAUAUACCUUUGUUUCUCUCAAGUCUCUCUCCCAUAUAAUAAUACCCCUUUACGUUUGUUCGUUCUCCACUCGAAGGGAGCAAGGAGCAAAAAUAAUUGCCCAAAACGACGAGAGAAGCGCGAUAUUUUUCCUUCAGGCUGCAUGCUUCGUUAGAAAGUUGAGCGCGAAGAGACAACAAUGAUAAAAUAACAAUUAAUCGUUAAUCAUUCCCGGAUCAUUAUUAUUGCGAAGCAUUGAAACGCGAAAGGCUGAAUCCUCUUUUUAUAUUCACUUACCUCUCGGAUACACAUAUCUUUAUUACAAUGAGAAGAUUAUAUGGAUUGUGUGGACGAAGUGUGAGAAAGUGAAAUUGUAGAUAUAGCGCGGAAGGGAAGAAAAGAAAAGAAAAACCCAUUAUCCGAGCGCUCUUCGAAAUGAAAAAUGAAAAAAAAAAAAAAAAAAAAAAAAAAAUCACACGUAUACACGAAAAACACGCAUAUACCCACUAUCCAUUUUAUUAUUCGUUAGUUCUUGUUUCUUUGCGAUUCUAUCGAUAUUAAUCAACUGUAACCGAUAAUACUGUAUAAGUACUGUAUAAUUGUAGUCUGGCGUCUAUAGUAUUCGAUGUACUCUAGUCUAAUCUAACCAACCAAGUAUCGUAGUAAUAUUUGUAGUUUUAGAUAAACGCGGUGUGUAGCAUUUUGUAUAGGUAUAAUUACGAAUUUGCGAUGAUAACUCGUGACGCUUGUCACCCAUCUUGCGCCAUCGCGAUUGCGUUGCUCCGCGCGGAUAUGCCAUGUGUGUGCUCGUAUGUCUGUGUAUACGGGGGAAUAGGGAGAGAGAGAGAGAGAGAGAGAGAGAGAGAGAAAGAAAACGCAUGUGUUGUGUCUCGAUUCGCCGCGGCGAAAACAAAACGAAAUUAGAAAGCGAGAUGAGAAUCUUUUAAGUUCAAAUUUUGAUUUAUUCGCCGUUGCGUUCGCACUCCCAGCGUCGUUAUUCAUGGCGAUCUCUUGGUAGACCGGGUAAGAGGGUGAAUCACAAGAAAAUGUGAUUUGUGGAGGAGGGAGGAGCGAAAGCUAAAAAGAAAAAGAUUUGCGUCGAGAAAGAAGAGAGGUUAGGAGUGAGCGAGCCAGCGAACGAGCGAGAAAAGGGAGUGAAUAGGAAACGACAACGAAAGAGCCACGAGAGCAUCGCAAAGUGUACUGUUCGAGCCAUGUCUCGUAUAUUAUCAUCAAAACCGAAAUAUCAAACGUGGAUGACGCUCCCGCUUUAACCUCCCCCACCUCCGCUCAAAGUACUUAGCGACGAGAAUCGCGUUUAUUAUUAUCGUCUGAUCGUCGACCACAUAAUAAGCUGUUUGUACGGUGUUUCAACCUCUCGGUAAGUCACACAAGCAAAUAUACCGGUAAUAAUUGAUCGGUAUUGAGAAAAAGUGAAGCAAUAACGAAGCAAAGACAGCUGUCAUUGUUCGAUAAAAAUAACGACAUCGUUGGCGAUCGAUGGAAAAAUAAAACUCGACACGCUUGAAAAGACAAUGGGGUACGAAUUUUAUAAAUUCGCAGAUAUGCACCGAGGCACACCGCGAACCCGACGUCUAACUCGUUCGCCGUGACGAUUCUUCCGACGACCUACGACCCUCGUCGCCGUAGGACACUGCGCGAUACCGAUCUUCCAUUCUCCGGUUAUAUUGAGCCAAGAGAUAAUAUUCCAUGCGCAAAUAUCAUCCUGCCAUCUCAUCUUACGAUUCUUUUCGAAUCUUUUCCAUCGGUAUAUAAGUAUAUAUAUGCACAACCUACUGAAAAAGGCUAUUCGGUCGCGCGGGGCUCUCCACGAUCAUCACAACGACCGGAUACAAUUUCUCUAUUCGUUUCGUUAUUAUUUUCAUUUCAUUUUCCGCUUACCCUACAAGUUUAUUUAUUACGAUGGCUUCUCUCUACUUUGGCGCGUGUCACCUCCUCUUCUUUUCAUCCGUAUCAACAUUUCAUAUAUUAAACCAUUAUUUUUAUUAGCAGAUACGAGUUCGUUCAUAUUAUGUUAAUAACUUUCCAUAUAUUAUAUACACAGACAUUAUCAAGUGAUGCCCAAAUCUCCGCGAAAUAAUGUUAUUUUUCAAAAAAUUCUCCUUUCGAACGUACGAUUUUUUCCUUCAUAUCGAAAGUCUAACGACGCUUCAUUUGUUUUUCGUUAAUUGUUAUGAUCGUCGUCUUAUUUUAAAGGUAGGACCUAAUAUCGCAUUGCUGUCCAGUUUAUUUUUUAUUCGAAGAAGCUUUUCGUUGAAAGCGGACGAAUUUAUACGAUUAUACGUAGUUAUACCGAUGUUUCUUUCCUUAUUAAUUCUGUGCAACUUCUUCCUUUGUUAGAUAUCAAUUAUUUUUUUACGUUUCUCUCAUUCUAUAUCGGCUAUUAUUUUCUGUUUAAACGCGAUUAACGCUCUUGUGUACAUUAUGGACAGUAUUUAGAGGCUAAGAAGAGGACAAGAAGGAGCGAACCGCUCAGCGCGCGCAUCCUCGUCUUAAUCACUCGUUUAUGGACGGUGGUUACUUUGUAUCGCCAAAUGCUCGAUUAUUGAAAAAAAAAAAAAAACUGUUGCAUAAUAUAAUCAAUGGAAUUCCGGCUUCCCGUAACGAACUGACCAAGGAAACAUGCCAUUUUCUCGCGACUAUAAAAAACCGAUCGUUCAUUUGAGAGCGGCCCGUAGAGGAAAAGAAAAAAAAUUAUUCGCAAAUUGGGAUCACGUAUCGACCGUAAUAACGCAUCAGCGUAUGGGCGUUUGAUGGAGAAAUAAAAAUCAUUGUAAACAAGUUCCUAUGAAGAAAAUAAAAAGAAAGAAUUGAUGGAUAAGUAUGUCGAGCGAUUUGAAUUGCCAUUGCGAGUCUUUUGUUCUUUUAUUAUUAUCGAUUGGAAAAGGAUGAAAAAUAUUACCUAUACUUGAAAUCUGCUCGGAUGCCGAAUAAUCAAAUUCCACUUGAGUGUGCCAAUCAUUUUUUUUCAAUGCGCGUUCGUCAUUGCAAAAAAAAAUCACGAUUAAUGAACUGUUUGUUAAAAGGAAAAAAAAAGUCUUAAGCGCGGAGAAUGAAACAAUACUCAUGAAAGAUGUAGCGUAAUCCAUAGCAAAUUUCGAAUUUUCGGUAACAUGCUCGGUAAGAAACGAAAUCGUAUGUAUAGAAUAUACACCGACUUUAAGGUAGAUAUUAGUCAUAAGGCAAAAGGCUAUAUCAUGAUAAAGUUAAUAUUUGUAUGUAUGUUCGUGACUGACGCAAUCUCGAAAUUACAGGAUUGAAACAUUGAUUUAAAAAUAUAUAUCUCGCCCAAUAAGGCUGAUAUUCUAUUUCACCAUCUCCCCCCCCCCCCCCCCCCAUCCCAACUUUUUUUCAUCAUCUGAGUGUUUGCAAAAUUUAUCAAAAGAUACAAUAUUUAACGAAUCAACGAAUUCUCGUAUAUUUUGGAAAUCUUUAAAUUGAUAAAACUAAAAACAUUCCUAGCUAUUGGCUUUCAUAAAUAAAACAUAGCUCGAUUCAUAAACCCUCAAGGAAUUCACUUAUCCAGAGAUUGUAAAAACAAUUUUCUUGAAUUUUGUAUUUUUUGGUACACGCGUAUGACCAAAAAAUUUAUACUAAAAGGAAGAAAACGCACGGUUUUACAUUACGAUGAGUGUAUACUAUUCUCACCUCCAUAUUGCUAGUUGUACAUGAACGAUACGACGAAAAGGAAGAUAAUAACGAUAACGAAAAUCGUUUGCCAUUGUACUUCGAACUAAUAAUUAACUCGAUUAAAUUAUUGAGUGUAACGUUAUGUAUUGUGCUGUAAUAAAUGUGAUUAGUAUAUAUAUAUAAAUACGCAUACGAGAACAAAAUAAUAAAUGAAAGGAAACGCGUGAGAUAUAAAA
This is a messenger RNA of Venturia canescens, 7315 nucleotides long. RefSeq names its product netrin-1-like. Gene Ontology annotation, molecular function: protein binding. Gene Ontology annotation, biological process: tissue development; animal organ morphogenesis. The transcript is spliced from 8 exons. Lineage: Eukaryota; Metazoa; Arthropoda; Insecta; Hymenoptera; Ichneumonidae. The record is from RefSeq and is a predicted model, not a curated record. Bases 641 to 3187 code for a protein of 848 amino acids.